Equus caballus (horse) is the source of this 2340-nucleotide messenger RNA. RefSeq names its product branched chain keto acid dehydrogenase E1 subunit alpha (gene BCKDHA). The record is from RefSeq and is a predicted model, not a curated record. Gene Ontology annotation, biological process: branched-chain amino acid catabolic process. Gene Ontology annotation, molecular function: oxidoreductase activity, acting on the aldehyde or oxo group of donors, disulfide as acceptor. Lineage: Eukaryota; Metazoa; Chordata; Mammalia; Perissodactyla; Equidae.
CUUCUUUGCCUGUUUACCUGUUACAGAAACAACUACGAUGAAGCGAUCAGAGUAGAUUUUGGGAAGCCAGAUUGUUUUAUCCAUCCGUCUAUGUGUCCUAGCGACCGUAGGACUGGUAGCAGGCGGUGUGUUGGCAGGGCCGUCCUGGCGUUUGAGUCACACUUAUGAAGGGGCAGCCCCCGUUGUCGCCGAGGAGGGGGGCGGAUCUUAGAGGGGUUGUUAGCUAACAUGGCGGUGGUGACAGCUGCGGCGAGAGUCCUGGGAUCAAGUAGAGGCCUGGGCCAGGAUGGCCUACUGCUCUUGCGGCGGCUUGGGGUUCGGGGGCUGGCUAUAUCUGAGAAUAUGGAUCACCUUCAUCGGUACCUGUUCAACAUCUGUCUUGCCUGCUGCAUCUCUUAGGUCCCCAGAUCUCAGCACAGGGCUUGGAACGAAGCAGCACCCCCAGAGGCAGCAGCAGCGCUUCUCGUCCUUGGAUGACAAGCCCCAGUUCCCAGGGGCCUCAGCGGAGUUUAUAGACAAGCUAGAGUUCAUCCAGCCUAAUGUCAUCUCUGGGAUCCCCAUCUACCGCGUCAUGGACCGGCAGGGCCAGAUCAUCAACCCCAGCGAGGACCCCAAUCUGCCCCAGGAGAAGGUGCUCAAGUUCUACAAGAGCAUGACACUGCUCAACACCAUGGACCGCAUCCUCUACGAGUCCCAGCGGCAGGGCCGGAUCUCCUUCUACAUGACCAACUAUGGCGAGGAGGGGACACACGUGGGGAGUGCAGCAGCCCUGGACAACACGGACCUGGUGUUUGGCCAGUACCGGGAGGCAGGUGUGCUGAUGUAUCGGGACUACCCCCUGGAACUGUUCAUGGCCCAGUGCUACGGCAACGUGAGUGACCUGGGCAAGGGGCGCCAGAUGCCCGUCCACUAUGGCUGCAAGGAGCGCCACUUUGUCACCAUCUCCUCUCCACUGGCCACGCAGAUCCCUCAGGGUGAGGAUGCACACCCUGGGCCUGCGGUGGGGGCGGCCUACGCGGCCAAGCGGGCCAAUGCCAACAGGGUCGUCAUCUGUUACUUUGGUGAGGGGGCGGCCAGUGAGGGAGAUGCCCACGCCGGCUUCAACUUCGCCGCCACCCUCGAGUGCCCCAUCAUCUUCUUCUGCCGGAACAACGGCUAUGCCAUCUCCACACCCACUUCUGAGCAGUACCGCGGGGAUGGCAUCGCGGCUCGAGGCCCCGGGUAUGGCAUCAUGUCAAUCCGCGUGGACGGCAAUGAUGUGUUUGCUGUGUACAACGCCACCAAGGAGGCCCGGCGGCGUGCCGUGGCAGAGAACCAGCCCUUCCUCAUUGAGGCCAUGACCUACAGGAUCGGGCACCAUAGCACCAGUGACGAUAGCUCAGCGUACCGCUCUGUGGACGAGGUCAAUUACUGGGACAAGCAGGACCACCCCAUCUCGCGGCUGAGGCACUACCUGCAGAGCCGUGGCUGGUGGGAUGAUGAGCAGGAGAAGGACUGGAGGAAGCAGUCUCGUAAGAAGGUGAUGGAGGCCUUUGAGCAGGCUGAGCGGAAGCCGAAGCCCAACUUCAGCCUGCUCUUCUCAGAUGUGUAUCAGGAGAUGCCCGCCCAGCUCCGCAAGCAGCAGGAGUCCCUGGCCCGUCACCUCCAGACCUAUGGCGAGCACUACCCCCUGGACCACUUCGAGAAGUGAGGCUUGGGGCUGGCCCGGUGGUGCAGCGGUUAAGUUCGCACGUUCCGCUUUGGCGGCCUGGGGUUUGCCGGUUCGGAUCCCUGGUGUGGACGUAUGCGCUGCUUGUUAAGCCAUGCUGUGGCAGGCAUCCAACAUAUAAAGUAGAAGAAGAUGGGCAUGGAUGUUAGCUCAGGACCAGUCUUCCUCAGCAAAAAAGAGGAGGAUUGGCGGCAGAUGUUAGCUCAGGGCUAAUCUUCCUCAAAAAGAAAAAAAAAAAAAAGAGAAGUGAGGCCUGCUCACCUACCCCCACCCACCUCAGCUAUGCUGAGAGGAAGUCCCAUGCUGAGUGGUGGAGGGAGCUGACACAAUGCAAGCCCCUUCUCCAGCCAGCUCCCUCCAAAAUACUCAGGGGCCAGGGCAGUGCCUGAGACAGUAACAGGGAGUGGGUCCUGCUCACUGUCCCUGCUCCUCCAAGCUGUUACAUUGGGGCGGGGGCUCUGUCAGCCCCCUCUUCAUCUGUUGUUACAGUGCCUUCUCCCCGGGGCUGGGUGAGGACGCCUCCAGGACUGGAAGCCCACCCGGGCUGGGGGUGGGUGUGGCAGGUCAGCCUGUGGAACUUCCUCAGAGUGAGAGGCGGUCAGCAGGUAGUGAAUAAACUGUCUCUGCAUUUG